AUGGCAGACAUAGAACAGGGAAAUCAAACAUCUAUCACGGAGUUCAUCCUCUUGGGAUUUGAGGAGCUCGUUGACCUGCAGAUCUUUCUCUUCCUGCUGUUUCUAGUCAUCUAUAUUGUGACUGUUGCUGGGAACAUCCUCAUUGUGGUGCUGAUUGUGGCUGAUCAGCACCUUCACACCCCCAUGUACCUCUUCUUGGGAAACCUGUCCUGCUUGGAGACCUGCUACACCUCUACCAUCCUUCCCAGGAUGCUGGCCAGUUUCCUGACUGCAAUAAUAAAACUAUCCUGCAGCGACACUCACGUGAUGGAACUUGUCACGUCCAUGCUGACAUUUAUAACUACCCUGCCCCCAUUUCUACUAACCUUGGCAACCUACGUUUAUAUUAUAUCUACCAUCCUGAGAAUUCCUUCUACCAACGGAAAGCAAAAGGCCUUUUCCACCUGUUCCUCUCACCUCAUCGUAGUUACAGUUUUCUAUGGGGCCAUAAUGAUUGUCUACAUGCUGCCAAAAACUGACACCCUGCGAGAUCUGAACAAAGUGUUCUCUGUCUUGUACACAGUUCUGACUCCACUGGUGAACCCCCUCAUCUACAGCCUGAGAAACAAAGAGGUGAAGGAGGCCCUGAGAAAAGCUGCCAGGAAAUGUUUAGCUUUCACAAGAAUGUAA
Molecule: messenger RNA, 669 nt
Organism: Gopherus flavomarginatus (Mexican gopher tortoise)
Lineage: Eukaryota; Metazoa; Chordata; Testudines; Testudinidae
Product: olfactory receptor 5P3-like
Exons: 2
Coding region: 1-669 (222 amino acids)
Biological process (GO): G protein-coupled receptor signaling pathway
Cellular component (GO): membrane
Molecular function (GO): olfactory receptor activity; G protein-coupled receptor activity
Source: RefSeq, a predicted model, not a curated record